Molecule: messenger RNA, 1213 nt
Organism: Aphanomyces invadans
Lineage: Eukaryota; Oomycota; Saprolegniomycetes; Saprolegniales; Verrucalvaceae
Exons: 4
Coding region: 42-1049 (335 amino acids)
Cellular component (GO): endosome
Molecular function (GO): GTP binding; GTPase activity
Source: RefSeq, a predicted model, not a curated record
CCUGCCCUCUCGACAACACUUUUGGUUGCACGACUUUCUCCAUGGCCACCGCUCCCGCUUCCAUCACGCCGCCGUCCAUGGGAACGUCGACAACGCCCACGUCGACGGUCUUUACUGGAACGGCGUCCGGGGCGUCUUCUCCCGUCGUGCAGCGGGUGGCGCAAACGUUUUUCAAGUUUGUGCAAUCCAUGAGCAUGUUCGAGCCCGACCCCAUGACCCCACGCGAGUUCCUCACCGACUUCUACACCGAACGCAACCUGCCCGAGAAGCUCUCGGACGUCGACGCGUUGGUCGCGUACUACGGCACCGACGCAAACAAAAUGAUGUUACUGUACACUGAACUCGACAAACGCUACGGCACGUCGUUUGCGGCGAAUCCCCCGUGCAAGUUUCAAGACGAAGCCGUGCGACGGCCGGAAGCGGCGACGACCACCACCGCGCCAGGAACCAAGCCCCCUGUUAACAAAGUCAUUUUGCUGGGGAAUUCCGGCGUCGGCAAGACCAACUUGCUCAGCCGUUUGGCCAAAGGCGAGUUCAGCACAGAUUUUGCGUCGACGAUUGGCGUCGAGUUCCUCACGCAAGUGAUGGAGGUCGAUGGAGUCCAGGUGAAGGCGCAGAUUUGGGACACAGCCGGCCAAGAGCGAUUCCAUGCCAUGAUGAGCACGUACUACCGAAAGGCCGUCGGCGCGUUGCUUGUAUUUGACGUGACGGACAAGACCACGUUUGACGGGAUUCAAAAGUGGCUCGACCAGCUCGUCCAGGUGGCCGAGCCGGGGCUCGCUACGGUGCUUGUGGGCAACAAGGCCGACGUCGACGCCAGCAAGCGCGCCGUGUCCACGAUGGAAGCCCAGGCGUAUGCUGCGUCGCACCACAUGAUGUAUGUUGAAACGUCGGCCAAAACCGGCGCCAACGUGGACAAGGCGUUCCGCGACCUCCUCACGACUGUGCACCGCCUCCAGUCGUACUCGCGCAUGGACCAUGGAGCGACGUCGGCAUUGGACUUGAGUGCCAAGCCUUCGCAGCCCGCCCCCGACAGCUUUUGUGGCUAACCGAUCCAAUUGUACUGGAGCAUCCAGAUCAAUGGUAUGCCGUUCGCACGAAAACAGCACCAUUCCUGUCAUCGCUUGUUCCGUCUCGAGCGUUGCUGCUCCUGUGCUACACCAACUCCUCCCCAACCCGACGUAGAACCCCCUUGAUUCACUGCUGCACAUGC